Messenger RNA from Monodelphis domestica (gray short-tailed opossum), 2062 nucleotides. RefSeq names its product renin-like. The record is from RefSeq and is a predicted model, not a curated record. Gene Ontology annotation, biological process: angiotensin maturation. NCBI's taxonomy places the organism in Eukaryota, Metazoa, Chordata, Mammalia, Didelphimorphia, Didelphidae. Gene Ontology annotation, molecular function: aspartic-type endopeptidase activity.
AUGGCCUCAGCCAAAGAGAGCAUGAAGUUGAAUCGCAGGCUCUUGGGGAAGAUUAACAGAGAAGACAACUUCUUGUAUAAUAAAAUAUUCUCUGUUGUUCUCACCAAUUAUGAGGAUACCCAGUAUUAUGGUGAGAUCAGUAUUGGCAGCCCAUCCCAAAACUUCAAAGUCGUAUUUGACACUGGCACUUCUGAUUUUUGGGUGCCCUCCAUCCUUUGUAGCCCAUUCAACAAAGUGUGUGAGUUUCACAAUCGAUAUGAUGCCUCAAUAUCCUCUACUUACAAAGAGAAUGAGUCUGAACUCGUCAUCCCCUAUGCAUCAGGCUGGGUCGAGGGCUUCCGGAGCCAGGAUAUACUGACUAUUGGUGGAAUGAAGGUGACUCAGUUAUUCCUUGAGGUCACAUCACUAUCCCUGAUACCCUUUGGACUGACUCAGUUUGAUGGAAUCCUUGGCCUGGGGUACCCUGAGCAGGCGAGGAGCAAAAUCACUCCUGUCUUCGACAACAUAAUGGCCAAAAAGGUGUUGAAUAAAAAUGUCUUCUCUAUCUACUACGACAGGAAACCCAAGUGAGGAUACAAGCUCAUUCCUACAUAACUCCAGCUUCCCUGUCCAUGAGCAUCCUUAGUAACAUGGCCUAAAGGCACACACUCUACCAGCCCAGAGAGGCCCCAAAGAAGCCCAGGAUCAUUGGAGGCUGACUGCUGAUAUUCUUUGCACCAACCCCCCCCCCCUUUUAGUCACAAUCCCGUGCAUUCCUACCCUUACCUUCCUCUCAUCUUUCCCAGAAUUGUUUCCCAGGUGCCAAGCCCCACUCUUUGGGGCCUGGGCCUGACUCAAAGUACCUACAUCAAGAGAAUGGGUGCCAAUUUGCAUCUCAUUUUCAUAGAGCUCAUUGGCACAUCCCCAUCUCUCCUCCUUUCUACUAAUUUUUGCAGUGACUGCUGGGUCAGGUUGGGCUGACCCAGCCUGGAAAAAUUAGAGCUGUCCAAAAAUGGCAAGGACUGAUUUGGGAGGAAUUGAAUUCUCCAAUCAUGGGGUCUUACAGGGGAGGCUCAGUGACCACUUGUGGGGGCCUUGGAGAGGAGCUCCUUAUUCAGGGAUGUAACCGGAUGUAGAUUCAAGGCAUGAAGGGCCUAUGAGGUCCCAGUAUGAGAUCCAGGAAAGGAGGAAAAUGUACAUCCCCUGGCUUUGCUAUCCCACAGUCACAUGCCUCCUAUCUCCCAUGGCCUAGUCCAAAGCUUAGCCUAGCCCCUGACACAUAGUAGAUGUUUAAUGAAUAUUUGUAGACUUGACUGUCCCUAUUCUCCAAACCCCUCUCCCAAUUUCCCUUUAGCCCUGAGUCCUCAGACCUCAGGGUGAAAAGAUUGUCAUCUGCCCUCCAGGACUUCAGGUCAGAAAGCUGGAGAGCUGAUACUGGGAGGCAGUGACCCCAACUAUUACAGAGGGAGCUUUUACUACGUCAAGACCAGCCGGCCACACUUCUGGCAGAUCCAGAUGCAAGGGUUAAUUGUCAGGUCUCAUGUGGUGUCCUGUGAAAAUGGUUGCCCUACAGUUGUGGACACAGGAACAUCCUUCAUCACAGGUCCAUCCAACUCUAUAUGGACACUGAUGAUGGUAAUUGGAGCUAAGGAAAAGGACAAAGAGUAUUUUGUAAAAUGUAACCAGAAAAAGAAACUCUCAAGUAUCUCCUUCAAAUUUGAUGGCAAGACUUUCACACUCCAAGGUUCUGACUAUGUCUUACAGGCUGAAAAGCACAAUGAUAAGAUGUGCAUGGUGGCCUUCCAUGGCAAGGAUAUAGCUAAACCAGUAGGACCUCUGUGGAUCCUGGGAACAACCUUCAUCCAAAAGUUCUACACGGAAUUUGACCGGCACAACAAUCGCAUUGGUUUUGCCUUCGCAGUCUGACCUGUCUCUGCCCACAUCCCUGUUGGAUCCCACUUUUUCCAUGUUGUGCUUCAGUCCUUGGGACAGAGGCAAGUCCCUCCAUCAAGCUCUCGAAUCCUGGAGACCACUGUUAAUCUUCUGCCUUAAUGGAGAAUAGAAUAAAGUUUCAUUGCUCAAA